Messenger RNA from Scheffersomyces amazonensis, 1606 nucleotides. RefSeq names its product 60S ribosomal protein uL16 (gene RPL10). The record is from RefSeq and is a predicted model, not a curated record. Gene Ontology annotation, molecular function: structural constituent of ribosome. NCBI's taxonomy places the organism in Eukaryota, Fungi, Ascomycota, Pichiomycetes, Serinales, Debaryomycetaceae. Gene Ontology annotation, cellular component: ribosome; cytosolic large ribosomal subunit. Gene Ontology annotation, biological process: ribosomal large subunit assembly; translation. Bases 496 to 1158 code for a protein of 220 amino acids. The transcript has a single exon.
AGAACAUCCCCCGCCACCAUAGUUAAUUCUGUACGCAGGAAAAUUAUGCGACAGCACCAAAAGUGAAAAAGAGAAAAGAGAAUUUUUCUAUAGCGAAGUUCGUACUCUUUUAAACUCCUUAACCAAGUGUUGAAUAGGUAUGUAUCAAUAGUGGUAUUAUUGAUUAAAUUAACUAUAGAGCAUCAUUCAAGUAUCAUAUUCAAGUUGUCAGACCCAAAUUUCAUUAUCAUUUGUAAGAGUUAAGUCGAAUAGCUUUAAGACUCACUGUAGAAAUUGAUUUGUCAUCAUCAUAAAAAUCAUAUAAAAGUCCACAACAUUUACUUAAGUUAUUAUAUAAUAUCACUUGAGUCAUAUAAUAAGUGAUAUCUCCAUAAAUUCCAAAUAUUCAUCAGUUUUUUUCAGAAUUUUUAAUAGUUUUCUUUUGGUUUUUGAUAGCUCUAUAAUAAUUAGUAAUCAAAUUCAAAAACAUUAAUACUAACAAAUUUAAUAGACAAAAUGGCUAGAAGACCUGCUAGAUGUUACAGAUACUGUAAGAACAAGCCUUACCCAAAAUCCAGAUACAACAGAGCUGUUCCAGAUGCUAAAAUCAGAAUUUACGAUUUAGGUAGAAAGAAGGCCCCAGUUGAUGAAUUCCCAUUAUGUAUUCAUUUAGUUUCUAACGAAUUAGAACAAUUAUCUUCUGAAGCUUUAGAAGCUGCUCGUAUUUGUGCUAACAAGUAUAUCACCAAGAUCUCCGGUAGAGAUUCUUUCCAUUUAAGAGUUAGAGUCCAUCCAUUCCACGUUUUAAGAAUCAACAAGAUGUUGUCAUGUGCCGGUGCCGAUAGAUUGCAACAAGGUAUGAGAGGUGCUUGGGGUAAACCACAUGGUUUAGCUGCCAGAGUCUCUAUUGGUCAAAUCAUCAUGUCUGCUAGAACUAAAGAUUCUAACAAGGAUGUUGUUAUUGAAGGUUUAAGAAGAGCUAGAUACAAGUUCCCAGGUCAACAAAGAAUUAUUAUCUCUAAGAAGUGGGGUUUCACUCCAUUAGACAGAGCCGAUUAUGUUGUUAAGAAGAACAAGGGUGAAGUCAAGGAUGAUGGUGCUUAUGUUAAAUUCUUAACCAGAAAGGGUAACUUAGAAGCUAACUUAAAGCAAUUCCCUAACUACCAAUACGAUGCUUAAAUUUAACUUGUUUAGGUUAUAUAUGCUCUAAUAAAUUGAGAAAUCUUGUUAAAAAUUAAAAGUAGAAUUAUUUAGUAGAACGUAUUGGUGCGAAUACAAGCUGACAAAGUAUGUUGUAAGGGCAUACUAAGUAUCAUUAAUAUUAAAACCCUACGCAGCUUUUAGUGGAUGUAAAUUCUCUGAUUCACAUAAAGUUAGUCUAUUACUUAGAUUUACAAACUCGCCAAAGUUCUUUAAUAGAAUUUAUGGCAUGAGUAUAUGACUAGAAGUUCUUUAUUGUUUUUACGUCUUUUCUUAUUACUAUAUUAGGAAGUUUUUGACUUUUUUCGCAGUAUAAUAGCUGCAAAUCAGGUUUAUGAGAUGGACCAUACUUUACCGAAGGAACACUUAACGUACAUAGUGAUUUCAAAUUACAAAUAUAUAAACUUAUAUAACUCUACCGUAUAAC